ACGGGGAGAGAGAGAACCUAUCUCAUUUCUAAAGCCUCAGAGUAGGUUGAAAACUUAAUUGUGGAUCAAGAGAAAAUGGUGAUCUUAGGAGCUUUCUUUGGUUUGCUUGUAGCGUUCUUGAUCAUUUGCAGUGCUCUGCUGAAAUGGAAUGAGCUUCGAUAUCGAAGGAAAGGACUCCCACCGGGGACCAUGGGCUGGCCAUUGUUUGGAGAAACCACAGAGUUUCUUAAACAAGGGCCAAGCUUUAUGAAGAAUCAGAGAGCGAGGUAUGGAAAUUUGUUCAAGUCCCAUAUAUUGGGGUGUCCAACUGUUGUAUCCAUGGAUCCAGAGAUCAACAAAUACAUUCUGAUGAAUGAAGGAAGAGGACUUGUCCCUGGAUACCCUCAAUCUAUGCUGGAUAUGUUAGGAAGAUGCAACAUUGCAGCGGUGACUGGCUCCCUUCACAAGGCAAUGAGAGGUUCUAUACUUGGUCUCAUUAGUCCCGCAAUCAUCAGGGAGCAACUCAUUGUGAAAAUUGAUCAGUUCAUGAGAUCGCACCUUAGUGAUUGGAACGAUAAAGUUAUCGACAUCCAAGAGAGAACCAAGGAGAUGUGGUUGUUCUCGGCAUUGAAGUUGGUUGCUGGCAUAGAAAGUGGUCAAUUUUCCAAAGCCAUGGGAUCUGAGAUCAAUAAGCUUAUUAUAGGAACUCUUUCCUUGCCUAUCAAUUUGCCUGGUACAAGCUACCAUCAGGGACUGCAGGCAAGAAAGAAGAUUGUGAGCAUGCUCGAAAGAAUUAUUGAGGAGAGAAGAGCUUCGAAAAGAACUAGCAAUGACAUGCUCGAUGCCCUCCUCUUCAGUAAUGAUGAUUCAAGAGCAAAUCUCGAUGAUGAACAGCUUAUGGAUCUCAUAAUCACUUUCAUCUACUCUGGUUUUGAGACUGUAUCUACCACUUCAAUGAUGGCCGUCAAGUAUCUUCAUCAACACCCGAAAGUCCUAAAAGAAUUAGUGAAGGAACAUGUGGAGAUCAGAAGAAGGAAACUCCCAGACGAGGCAAUUGACUGGAAUGAUUAUAAAUCCAUGACAUUAACUCGUGCUGUAAUCAUUGAGACCUCGAGACUAGCCACAGUUGUUAAUGGAGUGUUGAGGAGGACAACUCAAGAUAUGGAAAUAAAAGGAUACACUAUUCCAAAGGAUUGGAAAAUAUAUGUGUACAUAAGAGAGAUCAAUUAUGACGCGUUUCAGUAUCCAGAUCCCUUUACCUUUGAUCCAUGGAGAUGGCUGGGUAAAAACCAGGAAUCUCACCCGUAUUUUAUGGCAUUCGGAGGAGGAACCAGGCUUUGCCCGGGGAAGGAGUUGGGAAUUGUAGAAAUAGCCGUAUUUCUUCAUUAUUUUGUAACGAGAUACAGGUGGGAAGAAGUUGGAGGGGAUAAAUUGGUGACGUUUCCAAGAGUCGAAGCGCCUAAUGGACUGCACAUUCGGGUGUUGGAGCGAUGAUUUCAUCUCAUCAUACAAAGAUAUAGACAGGCUUACUAACAAUUAAUAAAUGGCAAAAAAAUGUACCUUCCUUCUGUAGUGGAAUAAAUAAUAUAUAGAACUUGCCAGUUCUGAUCACCAACAUUGUAGCCUUGUUAAUUUAAGAUUUUUUUUACUUAGCUAUUUAUACUAGUAUACUACUAUU
Messenger RNA from Asparagus officinalis (garden asparagus), 1657 nucleotides. RefSeq names its product cytochrome P450 85A-like. Lineage: Eukaryota; Viridiplantae; Streptophyta; Magnoliopsida; Asparagales; Asparagaceae. The record is from RefSeq and is a predicted model, not a curated record. Gene Ontology annotation, biological process: sterol metabolic process. Gene Ontology annotation, molecular function: oxidoreductase activity, acting on paired donors, with incorporation or reduction of molecular oxygen; heme binding; monooxygenase activity. The transcript has 8 exons. Bases 76 to 1473 code for a protein of 465 amino acids.